Torulaspora globosa is the source of this 846-nucleotide messenger RNA. It is a transcript of the gene LEE1, whose product is annotated as Lee1p. Gene Ontology annotation, biological process: protein polyubiquitination. Lineage: Eukaryota; Fungi; Ascomycota; Saccharomycetes; Saccharomycetales; Saccharomycetaceae. The record is from RefSeq and is a predicted model, not a curated record. The transcript has a single exon. The coding region runs from base 1 to 846 and encodes 281 amino acids. Gene Ontology annotation, molecular function: metal ion binding; ubiquitin protein ligase activity.
AUGGGAUCUCCGAGACAGAAGGAUCCAGCUGGAUCUCAUUGUAACAGCACAGGCCACUAUCACGGGCGUCACAGACGCCGGUUCAAGAGUAAAAAGUCGUCGGAGCCCAUAACCACGGAAGUGGCCCCGGUGACGGCGAGACCGAUGUUCAGUCCGCAACAGCAGAAGGCGAUCUUCGAGCACCAGCUGAUCACCAAGAACCACGCCGGUCAGAAGGCGUACGCUCACGUGCCCUGCAAGUUCUUUCGACAGGGCACCUGCCAGGCGGGGGACUCGUGCCCGUUCUCGCACUCGCUCGACGCGUCCGCGGCAGACCAGACGCCCUGCGAGUACUUCCGCAGGGGCAACUGCAAGUUCGGAUCGCGGUGCGCCAACGCGCACGUUCUGCCGGGCGCCAGCAUCGACGAGGAGGACGAGCAAGAGGCCGAGGAGGACGGGGUGUUUCCACACGACGAGCAGUUCUACCUCCCGGCGGAUUUCGCGGAGCUGCUGGCCCCGGAACGGCUUACCCGCCGCAACUCGGGCUCUUCGAUGACGUCGUUUUCGGCCGCCUCGCUCGGACCGUCGCUGUCGUCCGCCUCGUCCUCGUACACGGCAACAGCGGCGUCGCCGCUGUUGCACCAGCAGCUCGCCUACCUGCACCCGUCCGCCAAGAGCUUUUCACCGUGGUCGCCGCCGCCAAACAGCAGAAACUCGUUCUCCUGGCUGCUCGGCGACCUGGCCAGCCUCAGGAUAGACGAGGAGGAGCCCCUCGUCUACACAGACUGCUACGACGCUACAAAUACAGCAAACCUCCCGGACACUCAAUUCCUAUUCGACGAUCUGCCGGAUAACACUCGCUUCUGA